UGGAAUUAUUCACAUUUCGUGGAGCGCAUUUUUCAUAAACACCACACAUUUUCUACAUAAAAGUUAUUUAUUUAAACGAAAAUCAAACGACCCAGUUGCAGCUACAUUGCUAAGGCUUCAACAUGAAUUAUGGCCGCAAAACACCGUCCACGUAUCGCUCCAACCAUUCGGUGUACUCCCACACUACUGGCAGAUCCUCGACAAAUUUACAUUCGAUAAAAUCGCGGUCCAUGCGCUCGGUGCGCGUGCCAUGGUAUCAGCGCCCUAUUUUGAAAAACAACCAAUACAUAGAUAUACAGAAGAAUUCAAUGCUAAUUGGAAUAUUCGCCAUUUUUCUUGCACUUUUCACCAUUGGCACUGCAAUUUUCGAUAUCUACUGCCUAGCUAUGGCUGCACCUGGCUCAACUCACUAUGGUUACUAUAUAAUCUCGUAUGAAUUUGUUUAUGUCGGUAACAAACAUGUGCGCAACAUGCUUAUUGUGUUUGCCUUAUUUUCUCUAAUACUGGGAAUAGUUAUAUUAUUUACAAGUAUUUUGCUUGUAAUUGCACUUAGAAAGGAGUACGAGCGCAAAAUUCUGCCUUGGUUAAACACAUUUGCUGUGUUUACCAUUUGGCGCUCAUUAGCUUUGAUAUUCUUCGCAAUAGUUAACGAUUUGAUUUUCGCUUACAAUAUUCUUAUGGUAUUGCUAUGGAGUAUCGCUUUAGUCGUUUGCAUCUAUGGCUGGUGCGUGGUGUACUCAUUAUUCCUCGAGUUGACCAACUUGACGAAAUUGGAGGAUUUGGCACAUUUACGCAUGGGCACGAUGGCUUCCUUGCAUGCAUCAGCUGCGAACUCAUUAGCUGGUUCUCGUCCAACUACACCGCACAGCACCGUAUCUACUAUGCCUGUGGGUUAAAAUACACUUAACAAAGCAAUUAGCAACGAAAAUAUUUUUUCUACUUUUCCGCAACGCAUCAUGACUAUAUCAGUGCAAAUGUAUACCGUCCAAAAUUCUUAGAUUUACAUAUAAAUAUAUAUUUUUUACACAACAUGUUAGACACGAAUCUCAACAUUCCACAUGUAUUCAUUUUUUUAAAUAUAUACCUAUAUACUUAAAAUAUAAGCUAGAAGCUCGAAAUAUAAUAGCAUAAGUGUAUUAAGAACAUGUAAUUUAAAAACAGUGCCUUAGAACUUCUACAUAUCUGUUAUGUACAAUUUAUACAAGAAAAUCAUUUUUUUACAAUUGAAAAAUCAUAAUUUGUAUGCAGUAAUGUUAAACUUUAAUUGUUAAACAAUUAUUCUUAAAAUUAAUAAGCAUAAAAACAUCAUUCCACAGAUUUGUAUAGCUGACAAAAGUAUUUAUGAAAUUUAAGCACAUUUAACCGUCCAAUUCACAUUUUAUUGUGUCGAUUUUUUUUUAAAUAAAUUUGUAAAAUUUAAUAAAAACUCAGUUUUCAUAUAUUAUACAUUAUAUUAAUUGAACUACAAUAAUAUCCGGGGUAUUCGACAAAUUGCAAUUUGCAAUAAUAAGAGCAUCUUUAAAUCAGGGAAUUAUAUUAAAAUAUUUGUAAACAAUGACAAAAGUGAUUGUCAAUAUCAGCUGAUAAGCUGGCAUACACUUCUAAAUAAAUAUAAAAUAAAAUUACAUAUUUCAAGGAAUACUAACAAAAAUUGCGGACACCUUAAAAAACACAAAUUAUUACGGGAUCGUUACAAACCUCAGAUUUUAAUAAAAGAACUUUAUAUAGAAGCUGUAGCCUCCAGUUCAACUGUGUUAUUUCAAGAAUAAAAAAGGAGCUGACAAAAAAACAAAAAGGAAGAAGUUGUUCUAAGACAACGCGUCCAUGACAAUCGCAUUCAUAUAACUAGAGUAGAAAGAACGCUAAUGUUCCCUCCGCAAAAUACUAUAGAAUUACUAAACGAACAAGGAAAACGUUAAUUUCGUUUGCAUCCUUCGCGACAAUUUGCAUACAAGAAUUCGAUUUUCAUCGGUUUGUUCGGAGAUUGUACUGUAUUUUUUUACAUUAAUCCAUGCCGCAUUUUGUGAAGAAACCUCGUCAAAUAAACCCGUUUUCCAUGGCCCUAUUUUGAUAAAUUAGUUUGAACGACAACUAAAUCUAAAUGCUAGAGGUCAAAUAAGCGGCUUUAGAUGAGAAAAUAUCGUGUGAAAAUAUCCAGAUCGACAUCUCAAACUGAGGUCGGACUGACUUGGCUAAAUCGACUCAGCUCGUACGGUUAAUCCUAUACAUAUAUAAAAAUGUUAUAGUCUCCUGCGUUUCCUUCUAAGUUUUACAAACAUCGUAGUUAACGUAAUAUAUUCUAAAAUUUCUGUCAAAACUUCAAUAAACAAUCAAGACUCACCAAUAAUUAGCAAAAUAAACGUUAAUCCAACACAGAAAUAACACUUUUAACGGUACUUGAUUUUUUAUUAGAAUUUAAUAUGGUUUUACACUAAACUUACGCGAAAUAUAAACAAAUUGUACGAAUUGCUGUGGACUAUAACAAGUAUUUAUGGAAUUGUGUACUUUUUCAUAAGUAAAUUAAAGAAAAUAAAUUCUUACAUUAAAUUAAA
This is a messenger RNA of Bactrocera latifrons, 2552 nucleotides long. RefSeq lists its product as uncharacterized. Lineage: Eukaryota; Metazoa; Arthropoda; Insecta; Diptera; Tephritidae. Bases 123 to 896 code for a protein of 257 amino acids. The record is from RefSeq and is a predicted model, not a curated record. The transcript has 7 exons.